AUGGCGGGCAACCCGUUGAGGCCAUUACAGGGCGGUUCGAGGCGAACGACGCUUUUUCGGGAGCCACGGAAACUGGUGUCACGCACACGUACUGAGGAGCGCCAGGUGGAGGGCGGGGGGUCGUCGCGCGAGCCGCGGGCGGAGGCGGCGCGUCGCGAGGUGGUGAGUGCCGCGCCCGCGCACGGCGGGGUCACGAUCAACGGCACGUCGGGGGGCCCGCGCUCCUCCAUGCCGCUGCCGCGCCAACGCUCUCACCGGAACCCGCCGUGCUCGGACGCCUCCAGGUGCUCACAUUCCAGCACGGCUCUCUCGAAGGCCGACGCCGUCUCCAGCAGGGCAAUGGCCGUGUUUUGCAUAGAUGCGCGCUUAUCUCCACUCCCUCCUCUGAUUUCGAUACGUAUAGGUCACGUUAGGUUAACU
This is a messenger RNA of Brenthis ino (lesser marbled fritillary), 420 nucleotides long. The record is from the annotation of a GenBank genome assembly. NCBI's taxonomy places the organism in Eukaryota, Metazoa, Arthropoda, Insecta, Lepidoptera, Nymphalidae.